AUGUCGCUCCCAGUUGCGGCAAUGGCGGCGCAGCGUGGCCCAAGCUACGACGUGGCCCUCACCGCGCUCCGCAUCCUGCAGCCUUCGCUCAUCCUCGUCGUCCUGCUCGUCUCGCUCCUCAGCAGGCCCACGCGCAACUUCUUCAAGGGCCUCUACAGCUAUAGCGACCAUGACGCCGCCUACUCGAGCCUCGAGCAGGCCGACGAAACGCCGUCGUCGGCUGCCGAACCGCAGCCCACGCCCGUCGUCGUGCCCGUGCGCUCCCGCCGCCGCUUCCUCACCCAGGCAAUGAUCCUCGGCCUCGCCACCACCUACGCCGUAUCCGGCGUCCUCAUCAUCCUCCGAGGUGUCAUCCCGCCAAAGCAGUGGCAGCCCGACCUGCCCCUCUGGGGCGCCGUCGACAUCCAGUCCCUCGGCGGCCUUCUCGGCUGGGGCCUUGUCGCCGUCGCCCUCCUGUGGGAGGAAAAGCAGCGCGGCAGGGGCACCUACGGCAGGGGCAAGGCCUUUUUCGCCUCGCUCGCCGGCGCCCUCGUCGACUGCGCCCUUGUCAUCCUCUACGCCAUCCCAAAGGAGAGGCGCGACCUGCCACACACCAGCGGCUGGACCAUCGGCCAGCUGGCCCUCGUCAUCCUCCGCCUCCUCCUCCUCUACCCCGUCCUCAUCGUCGCCCUCUCGUGGGACCGCACCCGCUUCGUACGUGCGUCCGAGCUCGCGGGCUCAUCGCAGCCGGGGAGCGCCUCGCAGGCCGCCGACGAGCGUAGCAGCCUCCUCCAGCCGCCGGCCUCGACGGCUGCAGCGGCGGCGACUUCGUACGGCGCAGCAUCGAACGGUACGGCCAACCCCGCUGCCGCAACCCCUGCCGCCGCCGCCGCCAAGUCGGCCACCGCCUCUGGCAGCCAGACGCCCAACCGCGAUCCCAACGCCUCGAUGGGCCUGUCGGUGGCCGCGCAGCCGCCGCCGCCCACGAUGGCCGUCUUUUUCCAGCGUAUCCGCACCCUCUUCCCCUACCUCUGGCCGUCCAAGUCGUUCAAGCUGCAGUCCAUCGCCGUCUUCUGCGUCGCGCUCCUCUUCUUUGGCCGCGUCGUCAACUUCUUCACCCCGCUCACGCUCGGCGAGGUCGUCGACGACCUCGGCCGCGGCGCUUCGCCCUGGUUCCACAUUGUCGCCUACGCUGUGCUCAAGAUGAUGCAGGGCACCGGCGGCCUGAUCAACACGCUGCAGAACAUCCUCUGGGUCCCCGUCGAGCAGUACUCGGACCGCCAGAUGAGCCUGAUGGCGUUCAACCACCUUCUCAACCUCAGCAUGGCCUUCCACACCCGCCGCAAGACGGGCGAGAUCCUGCGCAUCCUCGACCGCGGCGCCGCCGUCAACAACUUCUUCCAGUACCUCCUCUUUUCGCUGCUGCCCGUCUUCAUCGACAUCGCCGUCGCCAUGAUCUACAUGACCCGCGUCUUCAGCUGGGGCACCGGCCUCGCCCUCUUUGUCGUCAUGGUCGUCUACACCUGGGUCAGCGUGGCGCUGACCACCUGGCGCACCCAGCUGCGCCGCAACAUGAACAACAAGGACUCGAUCUGCCGGGCCAUCAGCGCCGACGUCCUGAUCAACUACGAGACGGUCAAGUGCUAUAGCAACGAGUCGUACGAGGCCGAGCGCUUCCGCAGCGCCAUGCAGGACUACCAGCGCCACGAGUUCCAGGUGAUUGGCAGCCUCAACACGCUCAACCUGUGCCAGAACCUCAUCCUCUCAUUCGGCACCCUCUUCUCGGUCAUGCUCGUCGCCCGCGACGUUGUCCGCGGCGCGGUGUCGACGGCCCAGUUUGUCGUGUUCGUCACCUACCUCCAGCAGGUCUACGGUCCACUCUCGAUGCUCGGCACCCUCUACCGCGUCGUCUCCAACAACCUCGUCGACACCGAUAAGCUGAUGGCGCUGCUGCAGGAGCAGACCGAGAUCAAGGAUGCGCCCGACGCCAAGGACCUCGUCGUCACCGACGGCGUCAUCGAGUUUGACAACGUGCGCUUCUCGUACGACGGCAAGGUCGAGGCGCUCAAGGGCCUCAGCUUCAAGAUUGACCGCCGCUCGAGCGUCGCCCUGGUCGGCGAGUCGGGCGCCGGCAAGUCGUCGGUGCUCCGCCUUCUCUAUCGCUUCUACGACAUCGACUCGGGCCGAAUCCUGAUCGACGGCCAGGACAUCCGCAAGGUGACGCAAAAGAGCCUGCGCAGGGCCAUCGGCGUCGUGCCGCAGGAGCCGUCGCUGUUCAACACCGACAUCCGCCACAACAUUCUCUACGGCAACCCCAAGGCGUCGGACGAGGCCGUCGAGGCCGCCGCGCUUGCCGCCCAGAUCCACGACCGCAUCCUCUCGUUCCCGGACGGCUACAGCACCGUCGUGGGCGAGCGCGGCGUGAGGCUGAGCGGCGGCGAAAAGCAGCGCGUGGCCAUCGCACGCACCAUCCUCAAGAACCCGCCGAUUCUGCUCCUCGACGAGGCCACCUCGGCGCUCGACAGCCAGACGGAGCGGCAGCUGCAGGGCGCACUCAACACCGUCAUGGAGGGCCGCUCCAGCCUGUCGAUCGCCCACCGCCUCGGCACCAUCAUCAACGUCGACACCAUCAUCGUCAUGGACGCCGGCGUCGUCGUCGAGAGCGGCUCGCACGCCGAGCUGCUCGCCAAGGGAGGGCGCUACAGCAAGAUGUGGGAGCAGCAGAUCAAGACGCAAAAGGAGCAGGAGGCCGCUUCGGCGGCCAUGGAGCAGGCCGAGGCCAAGAAGGACGGCUCCGACUCGGACGAGACGCCAGGGGGCGGAGGAGACCAGCCCGAGGCGCCCGCCGGCAUGCUCGGAAUCGUCCCGCCGAGCCAGACGGGCGAGGCGGAAAACCCGAUCAGGGAUGCGGCUGUCACCGCCGGCACGGCGGAUGAUGCCGAGACGGCGUCUCAGGCGCACGAGGGCGGCGAUGCGGCCGCCGCUACGCAGGGCGAGGUCGCGGCCGCCGCCAGCCUGGCGCAGAAGACGGUUCCCGACGUGACGCCGGCACAGGAGGCCAAUGAAGACGGCGCAGCGUCGGCUGCGGCCGAUGCCGAGACCAAGCACGCGGCGUCCGCUCCGUCGCAGGCGCCCCAGACGCCUGCGCGGUCCUCAUCCCGGCCGACGACCGAUGCGAGCGGCGCCAACGGCCAGGCCGAAGAGGAGCAGCCGGCUGCUGCGUCGCCGUCUUCGAGUCCAUCGAGCCCCAAGAAGCUGCGCCAGCGGGUGGCGAGUUUCCUGCGGAGGGACGGCAACGGCGCCGCCGCCGCCGAGGUCCAGAAGUCGAUCGAGGGCACAAUGGCGGCUCAGACGCAGCCGUCGGCACCCGAUGCGGCCCGUCUGCAGGCAUCGGCGGCGGACUUGGGCAGCGCCCAGACGUCGCCGAAUCCGGACAGCGUCGGGUCCCAGUCGCCGAUGCUGGGCGAGGACGGCGCCGAGACGGGACGCAGCCAGGCCGAGAAGAGGAGGCUGCAGAACCAGAAGAAGAACCGCAAGAAGAAGGAGCGCGAGAGGCGGCAGCGGGAGGCCAGCAAGGCUGCGUCGUCGCAGGGCGAGGAGACCAAGUAG
Messenger RNA from Pseudozyma flocculosa PF-1, 3588 nucleotides. RefSeq lists its product as uncharacterized. Lineage: Eukaryota; Fungi; Basidiomycota; Ustilaginomycetes; Ustilaginales; Ustilaginaceae. Bases 1 to 3588 code for a protein of 1195 amino acids. Gene Ontology annotation, cellular component: membrane. Gene Ontology annotation, molecular function: ABC-type transporter activity; ATP hydrolysis activity; ATP binding. The record is from RefSeq and is a predicted model, not a curated record. Gene Ontology annotation, biological process: transmembrane transport. The transcript has 2 exons.